Molecule: messenger RNA, 1513 nt
Organism: Rana temporaria (common frog)
Lineage: Eukaryota; Metazoa; Chordata; Amphibia; Anura; Ranidae
Product: zinc finger protein OZF-like
Exons: 5
Coding region: 1-1320 (439 amino acids)
Biological process (GO): regulation of transcription by RNA polymerase II
Molecular function (GO): DNA-binding transcription factor activity, RNA polymerase II-specific; RNA polymerase II cis-regulatory region sequence-specific DNA binding
Source: RefSeq, a predicted model, not a curated record
AUGGAGAAGCGGCCGCCCCUCACAUCACCGGAUGGAUCCAGUAAGAGAAAUCCCCCAGAGAGAUGUCCCUGUCCUCUGUAUUCCCGGGACUCCACACAGGAACAUCAGGAGACUCCAGAGGACCAUCAGGAUGAACAUCCGAUUCAUGUUAAAGUUGAGAUCACAGAAAUGGAAGAGAAGUAUUCACAGACUGAUGUGCAGUGUAAGGAGGAGGAUUUUCCUACAGAUGGAUCGAGUAAUGGAAAUCCCCCAGAGAGAUGUCCCCGUCCUCUGUAUUCCCGGGACUCCACACAGGAACAUCAGGAGAUCCUUCAGGAUGAUGACGAAGACGACAUGAUUGUUGUUAAGGUAGAAGAUCUAAAUGAUGAAGAGGCCUAUGGGAGGUGUGAUGAUCAGCCGAAGGAAGAGGAAGUUGCUGCUUACAUCACCACUGAUGGAAGGUACAGCGGAAUGAAAAGUCCAAUGAUCUUCCAAAACCAUAAAACAGAAGAAGGUGAGAUCACUACAAGUCCUCCUGGACUUCAUUGUGGAGUUCUGUCUUCAGGUCCCCUUACGUUUUCGAGUUCCUUGUAUAAAACGUUGCCAUAUGUUGGUGUCAGCCAGGCCGGAGAACCCUUUUCACGUCAAAGGACGCCUGCCGGUGAACUUUCGCAUUCCUGGCUUGAAGGUGAGGAAGCCUUUUCGCAAAAGUCACUUCAAGACCAAAGCUUGGAAGCCGAAGUCAAGCCAUAUUCAUGUUCUGUAUGUGGGAAGUCCUUUAGGGUUAAGUCUGUCCUUAUCCGACAUGAAAAAGUCCACACGGGGGAAAAGCCGUACGAGUGUUCCCAGUGCGGCAAGUGCUUCGCGCAGAAGUCUGAUCUUGCUGAGCACGAACGAAUCCACACAGGAGAAAAACCAUAUCCUUGUCCCGAAUGUGGCAAGUGCUUCGCCAAGAAGACCAACCUUGCCAGGCACUUGAGGAUGCAUUCGGGGGUGAAGCCUUACGCAUGCUCCGUUUGUGGAAAGGCUUUCACACAGAAGGCCGCUCUCGAUGAACACGUGCGGAUUCACACGGGGGAGAAGCCAUACGCCUGCUCUCACUGCACCAAGUGCUUCGCCCAGAAGUCAGCCUUUGCAGAACACCAAAGAGUUCACACGGGAGAGAGACCUUAUGCUUGUGCUGAAUGCGGAAAAUGCUUCACUCAGGGCUCUGCCCUAGCCAAACAUCAAAGGAUCCACCAAAAUCAGAAGCCACGUCCGUGUCCUCAGUGUGGAAAGCUGUUUCCGUCAGAGUUCCUUCUUGCUCUGCAUGAAAGAGUCCACCAAGCCAAUUACCAGUGACAUUUGUGCUGAAGGAGGGCUGAAUCUUAUGGAGAUGCGCUAUAACGCAGUUGGUGGUUUACAGGCCUAGAGGGUGCUCACGAGCAACUGCUGAACCCACCGGGGAGCUUAGUGAAGUGAGUGCCACACCAGCUUAUAUAGACCUUUUAACCACCAGACCAUAUUGCUGGUCAAAGACCAGAGCACUUUUUGC